This is a messenger RNA of Hippocampus zosterae (dwarf seahorse), 1830 nucleotides long. RefSeq names its product PTK6 protein tyrosine kinase 6b (gene ptk6b). Gene Ontology annotation, biological process: cell differentiation; innate immune response; cell surface receptor protein tyrosine kinase signaling pathway. The transcript has 8 exons. Gene Ontology annotation, cellular component: extrinsic component of cytoplasmic side of plasma membrane. The record is from RefSeq and is a predicted model, not a curated record. Bases 75 to 1604 code for a protein of 509 amino acids. Gene Ontology annotation, molecular function: signaling receptor binding; non-membrane spanning protein tyrosine kinase activity; ATP binding. Lineage: Eukaryota; Metazoa; Chordata; Actinopteri; Syngnathiformes; Syngnathidae.
GGAAAGUCACUGCCGGUUCAACAGGUGCUGCGAACCAUUGUGACCAAAGGCAUCUUUUUCUUCGGCGCUCAAUCAUGGACAAAUGCCUGCGCAGUACAUGCCCAGCUCUGUGGCAGAGGUUCUACGGAGACAAAAAGACAAAGGUGGAAGGCAAGAGUGCAUCAAUCCUGGAACCGCCAACGCCACCACAGCAAGGACAACCAGCCGACAAUGAUGAGCACGGAAGCACGUAUGAGGCGAUGUGGGACUUUCAGGGCCGGAACUCAAAUGAGUUGACGUUUCAGACAGGAGACCUGUUCAAGGUCCAGAGCCGCAGCGGCGACUGGUGGACUGUGUCUCGGCUGGACCAAAGCGGAAGCAUGCUUGACGGUGGCAUCGUGCCCGGAAACUACCUGAAGAAAACUGAGACGAGUAUGCAGAUGGAACCAUGGAACUUCGGGACCAUGAACCGUUCAGACGCCCAAAGUCUUCUGAUGGCACCUGGAAAUAAACCAGGAGCAUUCCUCAUCCGAUCCAGUGAGAACCAUGUCGGAUAUGUCCUCUCAGUUCGGUCCAGCUGUCGGGUGAAACACUUCAAGAUCGUCCAAACGUCCGACGGUCUCUUCGACUUGGAUGGCAUGCAGCAGUUUCCGUCGCUGAGCCUCCUAGUCGCGCACUAUUGCAACAACCGCCUCCGUCUCAGCAAUGAGGACACACUCGGCGAACCCUGCAGGCCGAGAGAACCCUUGUCAGAACUCCAAUUCCCAGAGGAUGAGUGGGAGUUACCCAAGGAGGAGUUCACUUUGGAGGAAAAGUUGGGAAGCGGCUACUUUGCGGACGUCUACCGAGGAUGUUGGAAGUCAUGCAUUCGUGUGGCCAUUAAGAUCAUCAAGAAUGACUCGGAGAAGAACCACUCGGAGUUCCAGACGGAGGUGCAGAUCCUCAAGCGCCUGCGCCACCGUCACCUCAUCUCGCUGUUUGCCGUCUGUACCGCCUCCUCGCCAUAUUACAUCAUAACCGAGCUGAUGGAGAAAGGAAGUUUGCUCAACCUACUCAGAAGUCCCGAGGGCCAACAGCAGGAUAUGACGUCACUCUCUGACAUGGCUGGCCAGGUGGCUGAUGGGAUGUCGUACCUGGAGGAUCACAAUUUUGUCCACAGAGACUUGGCGGCCCGGAACGUCCUGGUGGGAGAAGACUACAUCUGCAAGGUGGCCGAUUUUGGACUGACCCAAGUCAUCAAGGAGCCCAUCUAUUUUGCGUACCAGAAAGCCAUCCCGCACAAAUGGAGCGCGCCGGAAGCCAUCAGCCAGAGGAAGUUCUCGGUCAAGUCAGACGUGUGGUCCUUUGGCGUCUUGCUCUAUGAGAUGGUCACCUAUGGAGGUGUGCCCUACCCAGGUCUGAGCGGGCCGGAAGCGGACAAGUUAGUCAGUGCGGGCUACAGGAUGCCGUCGCCUCCGGCUUGUCCGCCGUUCCUCUACGAAACCAUGAGCAAAUGUUGGAAUGCCGAUCCUGACCUCCGGCCCAACUUCUGGGAGCUAAAGGAUCAAAUGUACAGUAUCUACGAUGGGACCAUUUUGGCACAUAUAGACAAAACCGCACCUACAACACCAUCGACGGACAACUAAGACGCUUGGGUUUGCGGAAGUGUUGACUUGCCAAUCUGGAGUAACAAUAUUUUGACUGGAAAAUAGGUACUCGCAAAUAUGUUAGAAUAUGCUCAACAAAUACGUGUGGACGUACUUGCAAAUACAUUCAAACAUACUCACAAAUAUGUUUAAACAUACUUGUGGGCUAAAUGCUACAAAUGUAAUAUUUCCUAAAAUGCCCUGAGGUAUUGACUUGCGAAUGCCA